Messenger RNA from Phaedon cochleariae (mustard beetle), 1912 nucleotides. Lineage: Eukaryota; Metazoa; Arthropoda; Insecta; Coleoptera; Chrysomelidae. The record is from the annotation of a GenBank genome assembly.
CUUUCUAACUAGCUCGUCGCUCAGUGUGGUCGCCGAGUCGUUAAGUUGUUGAAUUUCAAGAGUGUUCCUUUAACUUUUAAGUUUAAUUCCAACAGUUGCAUUUAAUUUAUUCCAAAAAGUAAGUAAACCAUUUCAUCAUAUUUUAUUUGGGGUAGCUAUCGUAGUUUUCGAUGAAUUUGUGAAAAAGUGUUCGUCACCACGUGUACACUGCACUUCUCUAUAAUGGCCGCCAUAUGCUGAAAUUGAUUGAAAUUGUAGUGAUUUUCGCAUUAAUUCAGAAACGAAUCAUUUGCUUUUGCGUUUAAGUGGUUAUUAUUUCGAAAGUGUCGCUUGUUUCCCUAGAAUAUUGAGAUUUUGCAACUUUUUACCGGAUGCCGACUUGACCCUUUGCAAGGGUCAUCAUGUGCAAAUUCCACCUGUUGUAUACGGCUUUGUCGUCUCAUUCGAUUACAAAAUGGGUAAAGAAAAGGUUCACAUUAACAUUGUCGUCAUCGGUCACGUAGAUUCUGGUAAAUCUACUACUACUGGACACUUGAUCUACAAAUGUGGUGGUAUUGACAAACGUACCAUCGAAAAAUUCGAGAAGGAAGCCCAGGAAAUGGGAAAAGGUUCCUUCAAGUAUGCAUGGGUACUUGACAAACUGAAGGCAGAACGUGAACGUGGUAUCACCAUCGAUAUUGCUCUGUGGAAGUUUGAAACCGCCAAGUACUAUGUUACUAUCAUUGAUGCCCCUGGACACAGAGAUUUCAUCAAGAAUAUGAUCACUGGUACAUCGCAGGCCGAUUGUGCUGUACUUAUUGUUGCUGCUGGUACUGGUGAAUUUGAAGCUGGUAUCUCCAAAGACGGACAGACCCGUGAGCAUGCUCUUCUUGCUUUCACCCUUGGAGUAAAACAACUUAUUGUUGGUGUUAACAAAAUGGACUCCACUGAACCACCAUACAGUGAAUCCCGUUUUGAGGAAAUUAAGAAGGAAGUAUCCUCCUACAUCAAGAAGAUUGGUUACAACCCAGCUGCUGUUGCUUUUGUGCCAAUUUCUGGAUGGCAUGGAGACAACAUGUUGGAAUCAUCUGCCAAGAUGCCAUGGUUCAAGGGAUGGGCUGUUGAACGUAAGGAAGGAAAGGCCAAUGGUAACUGCUUGAUUGAAGCUCUAGAUGCCAUUCUCCCGCCUUCCCGUCCAACUGAGAAGCCUCUGCGUCUUCCACUCCAGGAUGUCUACAAAAUUGGAGGUAUUGGAACAGUACCAGUAGGCCGUGUGGAGACUGGUGUGCUGAAGCCCGGUAUGGUUGUGGUCUUUGCCCCAGCCAACAUCACCACUGAAGUGAAAUCCGUGGAAAUGCACCACGAAGCUCUCCAGGAAGCCGUGCCCGGAGACAACGUAGGUUUCAACGUCAAGAACGUCUCCGUCAAGGAAUUGCGUCGUGGGUAUGUAGCUGGAGACACCAAAGUCAGCCCUCCGAAGGGAGCCACCGACUUCAACGCCCAAGUCAUCGUCCUGAACCACCCCGGUCAGAUCUCCAAUGGAUACACCCCAGUAUUGGACUGUCACACUGCCCACAUUGCCUGCAAAUUCGCCGAAAUCAAGGAGAAGGUCGACCGUCGGUCAGGUAAGACGACUGAAGAAAACCCCAAAGCCAUCAAGUCUGGAGACGCCGCCAUUGUCAACUUGGUGCCCACUAAGCCCAUGUGCGUGGAGUCCUUCCAGGAAUUCCCCCCUCUAGGAAGGUUUGCCGUCCGUGACAUGAGGCAGACUGUUGCCGUAGGUGUCAUCAAGAGUGUCAACUUCAAGGACCCCACUGCCGGAAAGGUCACAAAAGCUGCCGAGAAAGCACAGAAGAAGAAAUAGCCUUCUGCAGUCCUACAGUUCUUUAUUUUUUUUUAUGAAAAAGCUAUUAUUAAAACGUUUUUCACCUUA